Babesia bigemina is the source of this 537-nucleotide messenger RNA. RefSeq lists its product as hypothetical. The transcript has 4 exons. The coding region runs from base 1 to 537 and encodes 178 amino acids. Lineage: Eukaryota; Apicomplexa; Aconoidasida; Piroplasmida; Babesiidae. The record is from RefSeq and is a predicted model, not a curated record.
AUGUCGUACGGUUGGCUGAGCGAGAGCACCCUCGCUCCGCGCAAGGCACGCUCGCUGCAGGUACCCAAGGGCUCGGUCUCCGUGCUGAAGCGCAUCAUCAGCAAGCACACCUCCAACAGCUCGGCGGCGGCUCCCGCCGCUAAACCGCGCCGUAAAAAGGUGUGUCAACCGCGGUGUCUAAACAUUGCGGCGCAGGACCCUUUCGCCGAGAAGAAUCCCGGCGUGGAGCUCCGCAACCAAGUCGACCGCGUCGGGCAGUCGACCUCCUCCGCGCGCGUUCGCGAGCGCCUGGAGGCCAAGGCGCGCAUAUACGAGUCAUUGGCCGAGGGACGUGAGUCGGAGGUGCCUGAAGGCCUCGAAGUUUUGGUCAACUUUCAGACCAAGCGGCAGCUGGACAGCGCGUCGUGCACGGUACUGAACGAGGAAGGCGUUGUUGUCCUGCAGAAGGCACCAGAGGUGCCAGUCGUGCCGGAUUCCGACCGCGUGGUCAACGAGGAAUCACUAGACACAGUCAGGGCGUUCUCCGACGAGGAGUAG